AUGGGAAACAAAUUAUCAGCAUGCAGUUGUGCGCCUUUGAAACGAGGCUACCGCGACGACGAAUCCCCAUGGCAGACAGGUGGAAGAAGUAGCGGCAGCCACAGGGGAGAUUCUGCCCACUUGCUCAGGUGCGGAAGCGUAAUAGAAAAGAAGAGAUUGUGGGCUGAAGUUUUUCACGUAAGUGCGGCUGGACAAACAGGUCUUGUCAAAUGGCAGCAAGUUUCAGAGGAUCUUGUGCCCGUGAAUAUUCGCUGUCUUUCGGAUUCCCCUGAAAUGGUCUUCCAUAUUACCGCCUACAAUAGUCAAGUUGACAAGAUCCUAGAUGUACGACUGGUCCAACCAGGUACAAGAAUCGGCCAAGCAUCAGAAUGCUUUAUCUACUGGAAAGACUCAAUGACCAAUGAUACAUGGGGUCUAAACUUUACCUCUCCAAUAGACGCUAAACAGUUCAAAGACUGCUGCUCACCCUCGACGAAAACACCCCGCAAAGCGCCUUCUUCGUAUUCCCUGAAGCUGGAGCCUCCCAACAAGCAAAAGGUCAAAACACGGAUGAAACCUCUUUCUACACCAGCUUCUCCUAGUCGAACAAAAGCUCCGCAGUGCACUUGCAUGGUUCCUGAGCAACUGAGAAUUUCACGGACUCGAGACCAGAGAUUUUCAGCAGGUCCUUGCGGCCCCGUGUCGUUACCUAGAAACAUGGUACUGAACCCCCGUUCCGGGGAUGUAGAGAUGACGCCUGGACGUGACAAGAUAGGUAACAACGCAACAUCCAGCGUUUCACUUUACGACAAUGUCAAUAAUACUACCGAUACACCAGGUAAAACAUCCAAGUACGGUGAUACGUCAAGGCACAUCAGUAAAGACAAACAACUACAGAAUGAAACAUGCCAGACAACGCCCAAAACUGUUAACGUUGCUACUGGCACAGCUACUGUUGGUUCACAGAUUGAUAGUCCAGAUGACAAAGGUACAACGAUAUCACCUAAAAAAGGAAUAAAGCGUCAAGACAGUGCGACACAAAAUGGGAGUGAGUCUCUGAAGUCAGAAAGCAUACAAGUAGGGGGUACAUUAGGUAGCAAAUUUCGUAAAGAACAAUUACACCACACAAAAUCAGCAGACUACACGGAGUACGAAAUGCAAAAUGGUAAUUUCUUCAACAUCGUUAAUAACAACAGCAAUCAUGGGAGUAGAAAAUCCAAGAGUAAGAGUACGGACGAUAUGAGAAUUGAAAAUGCUCAAAACGGCGGUAUUAGCCUUGAUCCGAAUACAUUGAAACGGAUGCUCAAACCAAUGUCAAGUAUUGACAGUCCAGCAACUUCACCAGAAAUGACGAGAAAACGUCAUCCUCAUGCUCACACUCAUCACUAUUAUCAUCCGAAUAAUAAUAAUCAGAGGUACAUACAUUCCGAACCGGAAAAUGAUAAUUAUGCUCAUCCAUACAGAAGCCCCUAUAAUAAUAAAUUUCAAGGAUCAAGAAGUGUUCAUGAAAUGACUCGUCAAUACUCUACUGAACUGGCAGAAAAUAUUCCGAUGAAUGUUCAACGCACCCCGCACGCAUCGCGCAAGCGUCCAAAUUCCAACAAAUCAUCGACGCUGCCGCUGUCCUAUCGCUAUUCAAACGACCGGCAAAAUAGCAAGGAUCGCGACGGAUACUACAGCGAUCGCAAUGAAAUUAUAAGGGAGAAGCGAGAACGCGAAGCUGUCGAACGAGAAGGAUAUCUCAGUGAUUACAACUCUAAGUAUGAACCCAACGUAUCGCAAAGAUGUACCAGCUGCAUCGGAGAAUCAGCUAGAGCUCAAUGGUUCCGACACUCAGAUGGAUGGCGAUCUGGUAGCUCAACACUAGGAUCAGCAGCCUCUAAUUCUAUAAAUCUUAGUUAUGACCGUGGACACAAGCGAGAAUCGCCUUGGGAGUCAUUGCCCUCGUUGCGACAGGAAAAUAGUCUCAAUGACAGUGGCUACAGUGGAACAUUUGAUCGACAAGACAGUGUAAGAUCAGAUUACAUGUCUGAUAGAGACAGCAGAUAUGGAAUUGUGCAACAAGCAUCCUUGGAAAGUACAGACUCAAGACUCUGCUACUUGACGUCGUCAGAGAUGUCAGAUGACGACCGUAUGUCACUAACAACAGCGGUAAGCGAUGAUGACGACGGAGAGAGUGUUAUGAAUUCACCUUACCGCGGGAAGCAAACUGGUACUGCAGCUGCUUCAUUUAACUGCACCGGAGCAGUGCGAAAAGCUGGUUAUCUCAGCGUUAAAAAAUGGUUGCUGCGCAAAAAGCAUCAAAUUGAAUUGGCGAGGAAACGCGGUUGGAAGGGCUACUGGGUAUGUCUGAAGGGUACAACCCUAUUGUUUUAUCCCUGUGAGUCCCAAGAAAGCCGAGCUGUUGAGACUGCUCCGAAGCACCUUAUUAUAGUGGAUGGAGCGAUAAUGCAACCGAUUCCGGAGCACCCUAAGCGAGAUUACAUAUUCUGUUUAAGUACUGCAUUUGGAGACGCUUACUUGUUUCAGGCUCCGUGUCAAGUGGAACUCGAGAACUGGGUGAAUAGCAUUCACUCAGCCUGUGCCGCGGCUUUUGCCCGACACCGUGGUAAAACUGGUACUUUACAUUUACUACAGGAGGAAAUUUUCCGGUUGGAAAAAGCCAUUGAGUCGGAUUACAAAUUGAAGCACAUGGCUGAUCUUCAGCAAUCCGUUGUCUCUGACAUUGAAACUAAGCAGGAGAUUAGUAACCAGAUUGUUCAAUGGGAAGAGAAUCUCGAGCGUCUUCACUGCGAGCAAUUCCGUUUGAGAUGUUAUAUGGCAAGUUUGCAGAGUGGAGAAUUACCCAAUCCGAAGAGUUUACUAACUCAUGUAUCAAGAGCAACAAAGCAAACCCUGAACAAACUUGGCGUAUUCACAGUGUCCUCUUUCCAUGCAUUUAUUUGCGCCCGAAGCCCGUCCUUGCUCAAUAAUUUGUUAGCUGGCCGCGGUGCUACUAAGCGAAGACCUCCACUUUUGUCAAGAUCAAAUAGUGGAUCUAGUCGUAGGUCUCUGCAAAUGUCCUCGAGGGAUGACGAGAAGAGCGUUAAAGUUUCAGUGCCCGAAAACCAAUUUGUAUCAGUUUUCCUCCGCGAAGGAAUGACAGUCGAGGAGUUCUUGGCAAAUGCCUGCAGCAGAAAAGGUCUCAAUCCAAUGGAGCAUUUCGUCCGAGUGAAGAAACGACGUGAAAUGGAAGACCAUAAUUACUUUGUGCCUCACAGGACAGAUACAAUUGAAACUUACCUACACACCCACGAAGUAGUCGAGGUCUGUGCAAAAAUACUUUAUCAAGUAGAACUUCAGCGAAAUACUCUCGAUCAAAUGUGGGGCUUCUCCGUCGAGGCGGAACUUAUAGAAAAUUCAGAUCGACAGGACGAACUCUGUUGUUACGUCAGUCGUGUCGAGGAUAAAAGCGUAGCCAUGCAAAAUGGUAUUAUUAAAAGCGAUGAAAUUAUGGUAAUAAAUGGAGCAAUAGUAAGCGAUCUGGAUAUGAUGUACUUGGAGAGUGUACUCCAAGAAGAAUUAGCUUUAUGCAUGAUGAUGCGGUCAUCCAGAACAGAGCCACCAGACGUUACACCGGGUAUUGUGAGAGUAACCGAUGAUAUUGAAAGCCUGGUAUGUCCACCACCGCCUACAGAUCCGCCAGUUAUCAGUGAAGAAAUGAUUUCCGGGCUGAUUGUUCCAGCCGUACCAGGAUGGAGCAAAGAGAGUGGUGGUGGUGGUUAUAUUAUGCACGACGGUGCCUUUACAAUGAAAGAUUGUAUUUCUGGUUCUCAAUUAGAAAAUAACAAGCAGACGUCACGAACAAAUUCGUUUGAGAUUGAAAAUUUAUUGAAGACUGCUGAACAAGUUACUGGAAUCUGUCGCUCACCCAGCGAAACACGUAAAUCUAGUCCUACUGGCAGUGUCGUAAGCUCUCAUUCCCAAGUAUUAACGCCGAGCCGACAGCUCAGUGAUGCGGAAAAACUUAAAAAAGUUAUUUGCGAGCUCAUCGAUACUGAACGUACUUACGUAAAGAAUCUUAAUAAUUUAUUAGAAAAUUAUCUGGAGCCACUGAAACGAGAAACAUUCUUGUCAAAUGCCGAAAUAAACGCACUGUUCGGUAACAUACAAGAAAUUGUAACAUUUCAAAGGCAAUUUUUGCAAAAUCUUGAUCAUGCUAUUGAAAUGGAGGCUGAUUUUAAUAACUUCGACCAUUCAAGUCAAUUUAAGGGUGUCCUAUUUUCUAUUGGAAGUGCCUUUUUAUAUUACGUGAAUCACUUCAAAUUAUAUAGCUCGUUCUGUGCCAGUCACUCAAAGGCUCAAAAAGUUUUACAUCCAAACGAAGGAAAUCAAGCACUACAAGAAUUUUUACAAGCAAGAAAUCCACGACAGCAACAUUCAUCAACUUUGGAAUCUUAUUUAAUUAAACCUAUUCAAAGGAUACUAAAGUACCCUUUGCUCUUACAACAAUUGAAAAAUCUUACUGAUGAAAGGAGCGAAGAACACCAACAUUUAACCGAGGCAUUGAAGGGAAUGGAAAAAGUAGCCGAGCAUAUUAACGAAAUGCAAAGAAUUCAUGAAGAGUAUGGCGCAAUAUUCGAUCAUUUAUUCCGACAACAUCAAAAAUCAUGCAAGCAGCCAAUUGAUUUGAGCCCCGGCGAUUUACUUUACUACGGCGGCGUGGAGUGGCUGAAUAUAUCAGACUUCUUGGGUAAAAUAAAGAAAGGACUGGAGCUUCAUGCAAUGUGCUUUGUAUUCAAAUCCGCGGUUGUAUUUUUAUGCAAAGAGCGAUUGCGACAGAAGAAAAAGCUUAUGGGCGUCUCGACUAAAACGAAUUCCAGCGAAGUGGAAAUAAUUCGUUACCAAGUACUUAUUCCAGUGACUGAGGUACAGGUGCGCGCCAGCUCAGCCAAGGACAUGGAGUCUCAUUUCCUGUGGGAAUUGAUUCACUUAAGAAGUCAAUUACAGAGGCGAUCGGAAAAAGUUUACGUUUUAUCCAACAGCACGACAGAAUUCAGAAAUGCAUUUUUGAAAACAAUCCGCCAGAUAAUCCGCGAAUCGGUUCGAAAUAUGAGUAUACCAUCAACAAAACCGAACAUAACUCAACCGCCGAUGACAAUGGCCCCGCGGAUGUCUACCGGGCACGUGGAAAAAUUCGAUAAAGUCCAGAAUCAAGGUCUGAAUGGCGGAACCCCGUGCAAUUCUGGCGGAGCGACUGGGACACUUUCGAAGAAAGCGAACAAGCAGCAGAUCCUGUCAAACACCCUGAACUCGCGGAGAAAGCACAGUCAUCCAAAAUCCUCGGUUGAACACGAGAGCUCCGAGGACAGAGAUUGCGAUGACAUUCCUAUCCAACAAAUUUCAUUCCGUACUCGUAGCAAAACCAUCAGUGAUACCUCAGGUGAAGUAAAGAUUGAUAUGGAUUCAGGAACAAAGUCUGAGGGUGAGGAGGACUCCCAGGCUUUUUUAGGCGAGAAGAAGACCAAUUUGGGGCGAACUCCUAACCACCUGACGUUGAGUACCACCUCGACCAUCUCCGCUGGUAGCACUGGCAGCCAGGCGAGACUUAUUCAAUCGUCACACCAGCCCGAGAACUAUCAGCCUAUUUCAGUUAAAGAGCUGGGUAAGAGGCGUGCUAGGUUGCCUAAAAGAGUUAAAAAUUUUGAUCCGUACAGUGAAUUGCCGGUUCACCAAUUUGGAAGCCGCGGGAACUACCGUCACUCGGGGAAGCCACAACAUUGCCGCGAAAGGAUUUUAUUAUUACUUAUAAUUAUAACUAUUUUAACAAUAAUAGAUUAG
This is a messenger RNA of Cotesia congregata, 5799 nucleotides long. NCBI's taxonomy places the organism in Eukaryota, Metazoa, Arthropoda, Insecta, Hymenoptera, Braconidae. The record is from the annotation of a GenBank genome assembly.